AUGUCACCUCAAACCCGAGCAAUCCAACAUACCGAAAGUGUGGGGGAGAAAAAACGAAAACCUGUGCGCCGUGACCCUGAGAAAAGGCGGCAACAGAACAUUCAAGCCCAACGCAGAUACCGAGAAAAGCUCCGUGAGCGCUUAGGUCGUCUCGAAGCGCUGGCAGAGUCUGCGGGACAGACCUCGGCCAUUGAAAGCACCCCGGCUUCGGGCAUACAACCAAGUGGGGCGAUCACAGCGCCUGGCCUACCCAUCGCUUCAAGUACUAUCGUUCCAAAAACCCUUCCACUCUAUGAUGCUUUGGAUGUAUCGGUUCCGUGUACAUCUGGGGCGACCCUUAGUAAUUGCCAGGAACUUAUCCCAAUCUCAGAUGGGAGUCCGCCGACAUUAUACACAUCAGACUCCACUACAACACCCUAUCUGUAUUCUGAUGAAUCUCCCUCAACACUAAGUGUAUGGGAUCCUCCAUCAUGUGUGAAUCCUUCUCUUCUCGUUCGCGAUAAGCCCAGUGAUAGCCUGGAGCUGUACUGGACAACCACCAUUGACUGCGGCUGUACCAGUCCGCAUUUCCGAAUACAGACAGACGGUCCAGACCUUCUCGGCCGUAAUGAAGUCAGGGUAUUCAGGUUCAGCGCCAAUACAAAUACAGCCGAUCCAUAUACCAAUAGUCUCCGAAUCGAUAGAGUUUGUACCAUCGCCGCAAUUCUGGAUCUUGUUAGGCAUUUAGGCAUUACGGAGGAAGGGUUAUGUGCUGAUCAAUCUCCCUCGCCAUUCUUCCGGCCCAGCGCAGUGAUGGCAGACGAUACAGCCAGGAGCAAUUUGAUUCGCACUGUACAAGAAACAUUCAAGACUCUAAAGCCAGAUCUGAGGCCAUCUCAAGAACAAAUCACUAUCGAGCACCAUCCGAUCAUAGACAUUCUACCUUUCCGAACGCUACGGAGAAACCUCAUCACUGGCCAGCACGAUAUAGAUGAGGAUGAGUUCUUCGAAGAUAUGCUUUCUGGCUUAGUAUGCUGGGGAGGUGCUGGCAUUGGGAAGAGGGAUCGGCAAGUCUCCACUGGGUAUGCAUCGACAGGUACGCCGUGGGAUGUCCGUAGUUGGGAGGGAAAGAUGUGGUUUUUGAAGAAGUAUUGGGCGCUUUUGGGUGGUGAAGAUGGUGAACUCGUACGACAAAGUGAAUGGUGGCGCAGUAUCAGGGGAGACGAAAGUGAGCAGGAGAAUAUGUGGUUAGCAUAG
Aspergillus luchuensis is the source of this 1236-nucleotide messenger RNA. Its product is annotated as bZIP transcription factor. The record is from RefSeq and is a predicted model, not a curated record. Gene Ontology annotation, biological process: circadian rhythm; regulation of DNA-templated transcription. The transcript is spliced from 2 exons. Lineage: Eukaryota; Fungi; Ascomycota; Eurotiomycetes; Eurotiales; Aspergillaceae. The coding region runs from base 1 to 1236 and encodes 411 amino acids. Gene Ontology annotation, molecular function: DNA-binding transcription factor activity.